Messenger RNA from Fusarium coffeatum, 1125 nucleotides. RefSeq lists its product as uncharacterized. The record is from RefSeq and is a predicted model, not a curated record. Gene Ontology annotation, molecular function: metalloexopeptidase activity. Lineage: Eukaryota; Fungi; Ascomycota; Sordariomycetes; Hypocreales; Nectriaceae. The coding region runs from base 1 to 1125 and encodes 374 amino acids. The transcript has 2 exons. Gene Ontology annotation, biological process: proteolysis.
AUGCGUUACUCAGUCCCUCUCAUGGCGGCUCUCGCCGCCAGUGCUACAGCCACCGCUCCCCCACAGAAGCGCGCUGAGAAGCUCUUCACCCUCGAGACCGCCGCCGGUGAGACCGUCGAAGUCACCGAAGAUGAAAAGUUCCAGAUGAUCGACGACCACAUCCACUUUUUCGACAUCACAGAAUGGAAGGACCACAGCCCAGCAUCCAGCCUCAUGGCCCUCACCCCCUCCUACCCCACCAAACUCUCCCACCAAUCCAACGUCGCAAAGAUGGUCAGCAAAGUCAAGACCAAGACCAUGGAGAAGCAACUCAAGAAAUUCUCCUCCUUCCACAACCGCUACUUCAACUCUCGCUACGGUGUUGAGGCUGCGCAGUGGCUGCACAAGGAAGUUGAAAAGGUCAUCAAGAAGAGCAAGCACCCUCUUGCUUCAGUCCGUCUUAUCCAGCACCAGGCUUGGUCGCAACCUUCUAUCGUUGUUUCUAUUCCUGGAAAGGUGAGACUUAAGACUGUUGUUACUGGAUCGCAUCUUGAUUCGGUUAUUUCUAAUGACCGUGGUGCGGGUCGUGCACCUGGUGCUGAUGACAAUGGCUCUGCAUCCAUUAUGCUUCUCAACCUUCUUGGAGCCUUCCUCGAGGAUGAGCGCAUUGCCAAGGGUGAUCAUCUCAACACUGUUGAGUUCCACUGGUACUCUGCCGAAGAGACCGGUCUUCUCGGUUCUCAAGACAUUUUCAACAGCUAUUCCCGUCUCGGCAUUCAAGUCGAGGCUAUGCUGAACCAGGAUAUGGUCGGCUACAAGGGUCGCGACGGCAUCGAGCGAUUCGGUCUUGUCACCGAUUUCACAAACGCUGCUCAGAAUGACUUCCUUAAGCUUCUCAUUGAUGAGUAUGCUGAUAUUUCUUACGAGGAGUCUACUUGUGGCUAUGCUUGCUCUGACCACGCUUCUGCUCACCGAAAUGGUUACCCUUCAUCGUUCUUGUUCGAGACUCCUUUCGGAAACCACAACCCUCACAUUCACACUCCUAAUGAUACCAUGGAGUACGUUGACUUUGAUCAUGUUAUGCAGCAUGCCAAGGUUACUGCUGGUUUUGUUUACGAGUUGGCUCACAAGGACUUUACCGCGUAA